Cetraspora pellucida is the source of this 135-nucleotide messenger RNA. Lineage: Eukaryota; Fungi; Glomeromycota; Glomeromycetes; Diversisporales; Gigasporaceae. The record is from the annotation of a GenBank genome assembly.
AUGCAAAACCCAACCUACUCCUGUUGUAUCAAGUCGCAGGCGGCCAGAAAGAAUUAUGAAACAGCUGGGAAUAUGUCUAUAUGUUGUCGGAACGCGCAAAAUUUACUUUCAAAUUUAAUUAUAAUGGGAGUCUGA